Cucurbitaria berberidis CBS 394.84 is the source of this 309-nucleotide messenger RNA. Its product is annotated as microsomal signal peptidase 12 kDa subunit. Gene Ontology annotation, cellular component: endoplasmic reticulum membrane; signal peptidase complex. Gene Ontology annotation, biological process: protein targeting to ER. The record is from RefSeq and is a predicted model, not a curated record. The transcript is spliced from 3 exons. NCBI's taxonomy places the organism in Eukaryota, Fungi, Ascomycota, Dothideomycetes, Pleosporales, Cucurbitariaceae. The coding region runs from base 1 to 309 and encodes 102 amino acids.
AUGGCAGAUCAGCUACUCGAGCAAGUGCGCGACGCCGUCGAGGGCCAGAUUGACUUCGAGGGACAACGCCUUGCUGAGCUGCUCACUACAGUCCUACUCGGCGCAGCUGGCAUCAUCGCCUUCCUCGUUGGCUUCAUGACGCAAGAUAUCCGACUGUCGCUCUACGUUGGCCUCGCCGGCACCGCGCUCACCUUUCUCGUCGUCGUACCACCGUGGCCAUUCUACAACAAGAACCCCGAGGGCUGGUUACCGCCGCACAACGCGACAUCAGGGUUCAGCAUCGACGUGGACGGGCAGAAGGUGGGUUAG